Molecule: messenger RNA, 4296 nt
Organism: Nelumbo nucifera (sacred lotus)
Lineage: Eukaryota; Viridiplantae; Streptophyta; Magnoliopsida; Proteales; Nelumbonaceae
Product: PH, RCC1 and FYVE domains-containing protein 1-like
Molecular function (GO): metal ion binding
Source: RefSeq, a predicted model, not a curated record
CGUUUUAUUUUUUAUUUUUUUCCUCUCAAAUGGAUCGACCAGUUAAAAGAAGCUCUCUCUCUCUCUCUCUCUCUGUGGAGCUCUCUGCAACUGAUCUUCUGAUCAGCUUUUCCUAGGUUUCAUCUCAUUUUUCUUUCUUUCCGACUUCAAUUUUGUGUCUUGGACAAGAAUCUCGAGCUCAACGAGUCGAAAAUCAUUGAGAACAGUGGAGUUUCUGCGUACUUUUCAGUGAUUUUCUUCGAAAACCUAAAGGUACUUUUCUGUUCUUGUUCGUAGUGUUGUUCAUUUGCUGACUGAAACUUGAAAGACUCGAGAAGUUCUUCUGUGCGAAGUCGGAUGGAGUAGAUGAAACAUGGAUGAAGGAUUUGGGGGUAUUUUGAGCAACAUUUCUAGUGUGGAAGCAACUGCGGAAGGAUAGAUGGAGUGAUCCAAGUGGAAAUUCGAUGGAUCAAUGAUGGUUGGUUUGAUUCCCAACGAUAAUUUUGGGAUUUGGUUUGGGACUUUUGGUGUAUUGGCAAAUUUGGAUGUGAUUCUGGAGUUCUUGGGUGAACGAGUGAAUGACAGGAUUUUACUUUGAGAAUGGGUGAAGCAUUGAUUCCUGUGAAGAGUCUGAUUUUGGUCAGUAGAGUCGUUUCAUGAUGUCGCGAACUGAGAGGAUGACAACGGAUCUUAAUAGGACUGGCCCUGUCGAAAGGGACAUUGAACAGGCCAUCACUGCUUUGAAGAAAGGAGCAUAUUUGCUGAAGUAUGGACGCAGGGGGAAACCCAAGUUUUGUCCUUUCAGGCUGGCAAAUGAUGAAUCUGUCUUAAUAUGGUUCUCGGGAAAGGAGGAGAAGCACCUUAAACUAAGUCAUGUUUCCCGAAUUAUACCUGGCCAACGCACUGCAAUCUUUCAGAGGUAUCCUCGGCCUGAAAAGGAAUACCAGUCAUUUUCUCUUAUUUACAAUGACAGGUCACUUGAUUUGAUUUGCAAGGACAAAGAUGAAGCUGAGGUAUGGUUUAUUGGUCUAAAAGCAUUAAUUUCACGUAGUCAUCACCGGAAAUGGAGAACAGAAUCAAGAAGUGAUGGAGUUUCAUCUGAAGCAAAUAGUCCUAGAACUUACACCCGGAGAAGUUCUCCUUUGAGUUCUCCUUUUGGUAGUGGUGAUAGCUUGCAAAAGGAUGGAAUGGACCCUCUUCGUCUUCACAGUCCAUAUGGAAGUCCCCCUAAAAAUGGUAUGGACAAGACAUUUUCUGAUGUGAUAUUAUAUGCUGUUCCACCCAAGGGUUUCUUCCACCCAGAUUCUGCUAGCGGGUCAGUCCAUUCUUUGUCAUCAGGUGGAUCAGAUGGUCUAAAUGGGCACAUGAAGAGCAUGACAAUGGAUGCUUUUAGAGUAAGUCUAUCGAGUGCUGUUAGCUCAUCAAGUCAAGGUUCUGGUCAUGAUGAUGGCGAUGCUUUAGGGGACGUUUUCAUUUGGGGCGAGGGCACGGGGGAUGGGGUUCUGGGUGGUGGUACUAAUAAAGUUGGAAGUUCUGGUAUUAAAAUGGAUUCUUUUGUGCCUAAAGCCUUGGAAUCUGCAGUAGUGCUUGAUGUUCAGAAUAUAGCUUGUGGUGGAAGGCAUGCUGCUUUAGUAACCAAGCAAGGGGAGAUUUUCUCUUGGGGGGAAGAAUCAGGGGGCAGACUUGGGCAUGGCGUAGAUUCUGAUGUUUCACACCCAAAGCUAAUUGAUGCUCUUGGGAACACUAAUAUUGAACUGGUAGCAUGUGGGGAGCACCAUACUUGUGCUGUAACACUAUCAGGAGAUCUAUACACAUGGGGUGAUGGUACUUACAACUUUGGGCUCCUUGGACAUGGAAAUGAAGUCAGUCAUUGGGUCCCAAAAAGAGUGAAUGGGCCCUUGGAGGGUAUACAUGUCUCGUCCAUCUCCUGUGGACCAUGGCAUACAGCUGUUGUGACCUCUUCCGGUCAACUAUUUACUUUUGGUGAUGGAACUUUUGGUGUUUUGGGCCAUGGAGAUAGGAAAAAUGUGUCAAUACCUAGGGAAGUUGAAUCCCUGAAGGGGCUUCGCACUGUUCGAGCAGCUUGUGGUGUCUGGCACACUGCUGCAGUUGUUGAAGUUAUGGUUGGGACUUCAAGUUCAAGCAAUUGUUCCUCGGGGAAGCUGUUUACUUGGGGAGAUGGAGACAAAGGUCGACUUGGGCAUGGUGACAAGGAACCCAGACUUGUGCCUACAUGUGUUGCUGCUCUAGUUGAACCAAACUUUUGUCAAGUUGCCUGUGGGCACAGUCUUACAGUUGCACUUACAACCUCAGGCCAUGUUUAUGCAAUGGGUAGUCCUGUUUAUGGUCAGCUAGGAAAUCCUCAGGCUGAUGGGAAGCUCCCAACCCGUGUUGAAGGAAAGCUCUUAAAAAAUUUUGUUGAGGAGAUAGCUUGUGGUGCUUACCAUGUUGCAGUUUUAACAUCAAGAACUGAAGUUUAUACCUGGGGCAAGGGAGCAAAUGGCCGAUUAGGUCAUGGAGAUACAGAUGAUAAAAAUUCUCCAACACUAGUUGAAGCUUUGAAAGAUAAGCAAGUCAAAAGUAUUGCUUGUGGUACAAAUUUCACUGCAGCAAUCUGUCUUCAUAAAUGGGUAUCGGGUAUUGAUCAAUCAAUGUGCUCCGGAUGCCGUCUGCCGUUUAAUUUCAAAAGAAAACGACAUAAUUGCUACAAUUGUGGACUUGUUUUUUGUCAUUCAUGUAGCAGUAAAAAAUCUCACAAGGCUUCUAUGGCACCAAAUCCCAACAAACCUUAUCGUGUGUGUGACAACUGCUUUGGUAAACUCAGGAAAGCCUUAGAGGCUGAUUCUGCAUCCAACUCUGAUCUGAGUAGAAGAGGAAAUAUGAAUCAGUGCCUUAAUGAAUUGAUUGAAAAAGAGGCAAAGUUGGACUCUAGAUCUCAUGUACAAUUGGCUAGAUUUUCUUCAAUAGAAUCCUUUAAGCAAGUGGACAGUAGAUCUAAGAGAAAUAAGAAACUUGAAUUUAAUAGUAGCCGUGUUUCUCCUGUUCCAAAUGGAGGUUCUCAGUGGGGACCACUUAAUAUCUCUAAAUCUUUCAAUUCCAAAAAGUUUUUCUCAGCUUCUGUUCCUGGAUCAAGAAUUGUUUCUCGGGCAACAUCACCUAUAUCAAGACGGCCUAGUCCACCUCGCUCCACCACACCAACCCCAACUCUGGGAGGGCUUACAUCUCCAAAGAUUGUUGUGGAUGAUGCUAAAAGAACAAACGAUAACCUAAGCCAAGAAGUUCUUCAGUUAAGAGCACAGGUUGAAAAUCUCACCCGUAAGGCCCAACUUCAAGAAGUUGAAUUGGAAAGAACGACUAAGCAGCUAAAGGAGGCAAUUGCAAUUGCAGGGGAAGAGACUGCAAAAUGUAAAGCAGCUAAGGAAGUGAUCAAGUCACUUACCGCUCAAUUAAAAGAAAUGGCUGAAAGGUUGCCUGUCGGAGCAGCACGGAACAACAAACCUCCUCCCUUAACUUCCUUUGAUUCUAGUCCUACCCCCAGCAAUGUUUCUGCAGCACCAAUUGACCAGACGAGCAGUCCAAUAACAUCCCAUGAACCAGAUUCAAAUGGAUCAAAUAGCCUGGUGCUCUCUAAUGGACCAAGCACCACUAAUAACCGGAAUUUGAGUCACAACAGAAUAGUCUAUUCUGAAGCAACAAGGAAUGGGAGCAGAACACCAGAAGGGGAACCCCAUCAUGAGUCUGAAUGGGUUGAGCAAGAUGAACCUGGUGUAUACAUUACACUUACAUCCCUACCUGGGGGUGCCAGGGAUUUAAAGAGAGUCCGCUUCAGUCGGAAGCGGUUUAGUGAGAAACAAGCAGAACAAUGGUGGGCGGAGAACCGUGCAAGGGUAUAUGAGCAAUACAAUGUGCGCAUGGUUGAUAAAUCCAGUGUCGGUGUUGGGAGUGAGGAUUUAGGUCAUUGACACGUAGAAAUAAUCUGUAUAUGAAAAGGUAUAGUUGAGGCUUCAAUUGCAUUGAAGCUUGUUUUGAUCAAAUUUAGAUGUUGCUUUCAUCUUAUUGAUGGGAAAAGGUGGUACAUAGAAAGGCGAAGAGAGGAUUAGAGAGGAUUGGUUGUGUUUUGUCCCUUGAUUUCCUUUUUUUCGUUUGGCCAAAAUGUGCCUGUGUGGAAGAAAAAAAAAGCCAAGUUGGUUGAGGAUGAGGAAUGUAAAUUCUUAGUAGGUAGCUAGCUUUUAUUUAAAGCAGCUGCCUUGUAAAUUCAUAAGCAAAUGCGUCUUCAAGGUUUUACAAAGUUAAAAAUUUGCUUCUUUUACUUCUGAA